AUGGCUCAGGACCCUUCAUCGACUUCAUUGGUGAAAGUGCCCGUCCUGCUGCUCAAGACCAAGUCAACUCCGGGCGACUCGUAUGAGGACCUACUCUCACGUGAACACGACGGGUAUGCCUUUGAACCAGCUUUCGUCCCAGUCCUGCAACAUACCUUUCAGGAACCGGGCAUGACGACGGUUCAGGACGUCUUGCAGCGUCGGGGGAUCAACAACGGCAUCGACUGCUCGUAUGGCGGUCUCAUCUUCACUUCACAGCGAGCGGUGGAGGCAUUUGCCAGCUUGGUAGACGAGAAGAAGGGCACUGAAGAAAAGUGGCCUCAUCUCCAGAACGUCCCAGUCUAUAGCGUUGGCCCGGCCACCACACGAGCUCUCCAGUCCAUCUCACAGGAGGCUCCGUUGCAGAUAUUUGGUGAGCACACGGGCAAUGGCGACGCCUUGGCCAAGUACAUCGUGAGCCAUUACGGCCAAAGGUACCAAGACCGGCCGACGAAGCCACCCCUGCUCUUCCUCGUUGGCGAGCAGAGGCGGGAUAUUAUCCCCAAAACCCUCAUGGACACGAAGUUGCCCAGCGACGAAAGGAUUCAAGUCGACGAAGUCGUGGUUUAUGGGACGGGUGUCAUGGAGUCAUUCCCUCAAGACUUUGAGAAUCACCUGAAAGCUACCGAAACCCGGUCGACGCGGUGGGUGGUUGUCUUUUCUCCGACAGGCUGCGAAGGUAUGCUGCGUGGGCUAGGAAUGCUGGACGAGUCCACAGGUAAGGCCAAGACAGACCGGCUGGACGGGCGCAAAACGUUUAUUGCAACGAUUGGCCCGACGACAAGGGACUAUUUAAGAAGAGCGUUUGACUUGGAACCAGACGUCUGCGCAGAAGAACCGAGCCCAGCAGGCGUCCGACGAGGCAUUCUUCAUUUCAUGGGAAAAGAGAGGUAA
Messenger RNA from Colletotrichum orchidophilum, 933 nucleotides. Its product is annotated as uroporphyrinogen-III synthase. The transcript is spliced from 2 exons. Bases 1 to 933 code for a protein of 310 amino acids. Gene Ontology annotation, molecular function: uroporphyrinogen-III synthase activity. Gene Ontology annotation, biological process: uroporphyrinogen III biosynthetic process. The record is from RefSeq and is a predicted model, not a curated record. Lineage: Eukaryota; Fungi; Ascomycota; Sordariomycetes; Glomerellales; Glomerellaceae.